ACCCGUUUACAGCCGUACCUAUAUAAACAAAAACCGGUAUUAAAUAAUUUUCAAUACCUAUCCGAAGACAAUUGCGUGCGGUGCUGAACGUGGACCGCGUUUGCAUUUUGUUUUAUUUAUUUUUCGUCAAAGUCUCCAGCGGACUUCUUCGCGAUGGCAUUGACCAUCGUGUUGGGAUUGACUAUCUUAAGUGUAGCUAACUAUGGUAAUACUUAUGAAUUUGCUGGACAACUAAAGCCAACCAUAAAACCAUUUUCUGCACUGACUAACCAACAUUAUCAAGGAGACCAAUUCAAGCCAGCGUUCGGAUUCAAUAGUGUACCCCCAAAGCCCUUCGGAGCACCAUUCGAACACUUUAAACAACCGUAUCAAUCUUACCAACCCUACAAGGCAAAUUAUCAACCAUUCGGACCUUAUCCUGGUUACCCAGGACCUGUUGUAUACCCCGGCCACGGUGGUUAUCAAGGACCAGAGGCUUACCGUUUUGAUGAACCCAACCACAAGCCAUUUGGAUUCCAACCAUUCCCAGCACCGGUACAACCAGAGUUCAAUCAAUACAAGUUUGGACCAUCAAAAAAAUUCAAUAAAAAUUUCCCGGGACUUGCCGAUUUCAAUCAAGCUGGCAAAUACUUCCAAGAACACCAAUUUGGAGCAUAUCACGGACCUGAAUUUUCUUCUGCCAUUAUUCCUGCAGAACACAGCAUUAAACAAUCUAGGCCCAAGGAUACGUUAUUAGGCAAGCCGGUUGAAUUCGGAUUACCUAAACAAACCAGCUUUGGAUUCCCUUCUCUGCCAUCAUUCGGAUAUCCAGUACCAAACUUCCCACCAGUAAAGUCUUUCGCCAGCACCGUGCCGUCAGUCAAAAGCGUGCCCGCUACACUCAUCCCGGUAAACGCGGUUAAGGUCGAUCAAAAAUUUGGUGGAGCUGAAGUCACUACCGCAGUCAUCCCUUCAUCAUCGGCUCAAGACGAUUCGGCAACGGUGCAACAGCAAUCCGCGGAGGUCACCGGCGAACCAUCAGCAGUGACGCCCGCUGCGGACGCUCAGCCCACCAGUCCCGCUCAGGAGGAUGUCACUUCCGGUGCCUCUUCGGACGCCCAAGUCCCUGCCGCCGAAGUAGCGAUCAACAAUGAAGCACCCGCCGCCGAAGUAGCGAUCAACAAUGAAGUGCCCGCCGCCGAAGUAACAAACAACAAUGAAGCGCCAGCCGUCGAAAUACCGACCGAAGAUGGAGCUCUGCCAGCCGAAGCACCGAUCGCCAACGAAGCGUCCACCGGCGCAGUACUUAUCGACGGUGUAGUGCCAUCUGCUGAAGACGCCGCCAACGCCCAGGCCCAAGAGCAAGACGCCGCACAGUCAUCGUCGGAGAAGGCCAGCAACGUCGGCAGCGAGCAGACCGCUUCCGUUCCACAAGACUCCGCUAUUCAGGAACCCAGCCCUGUCGUGGUGGCCGAAGAAGUCAAGGAAACCUCCAGCACCGCACCGGCCCAGGCUUCGAACGAACCCAGCGAAACGCCAACCGCCAGCGGACCGGCGAAAUCCGAGUCAGUCGCAGCCGAGAACAAACCCGCGACCGGGUCUGCAGACGUGAACUUGCCGGGUUUACCCCUCGAACUGCAGAGCACGCAAUUCGGACCCGUUCCCAUCACGGACACGUCGUCUCUGGGUCAGUUCGGUUCGUCCGGAUUCCCGUACUUCGGACAGUCCGCCGGCGCCCAACAGCCGUCGUACUACCCCUACUUCGACGCACCCGGUUUCUCGGAAGAAGAACUUAAGGCGUUCGCGGCCAACUUCGCGGGCAACAACCCUGCAGCACAGUCGGGACAGGUCGUCGGAAGCGGCGCCAACCCAGAGGUACAGUUCACCCAGGGCGGUUCUUUCAGCAAUCCAUCGGCCGAGAUCGCCACCCUCCUCGAAAGCGCAAACUCUGCCAAGAGUCAAGACAAAGUCGCGAGCGACGAGAAACAAAAUACAACCCCUGCAAGUUCACCAUUGCCAUCGUCGUUGCCAUCAUCGUUGCCCAACAGCCUGAAAACAUCACAGCCGAAAUUCAACUCCGUACAAAUAAUCCAAAACGACCCGUUCAACGGACAGUUGCCCUUGUUAUAUGACCCAUCCAACUCCGCCUCACCAUUGGACACGUACAAGUUCUACAACCACCCGUCAGUGUCCAAGUGGUCAUCUCAAGCCUCUCUGGCCUCGUACUCGCCCGAGUCCGCGUUCAACAACUUCGGAUCACAAUUCAAUCAAGGCUACUUGGUCGAAGGGUCGCCUACGCUGACGCCGCUCACCAAGACAGUCGUGCAAUCCAGCCAGACACCGCUUUCCAUCUCGUCCCUUGACCAUCCGCUCCACAGCCAGGUGUUCAAGUACUCGCAGUCAUUCGUGCCAUACCCAGGACUGGUGGCCGACAACAACAACGCCGCCGCUUUCCAAUCCUUCGGCGUGUCGUCGUCCACGGCCGCGCCAGCCGAAGCCUCUUCCACCACAGCCGCCGACGCCGCUGCCGACGUUUCCGUCCAGUCGACUUCCGCCCCGGAAGUAGCAGUUGAGAGUAGCAGCAGCAGCAGCAGCAACAGCAACGCUCCAGCCGAAGUGUCAGCUUAAGAAGUUCGCUAUAUUCUUCCCGCCAUUCCCUCGCCCCCGGAAAUGGUCACUUUACACUUAUUUUCCUCGUUCUUCCAUUAACAAUCCAUCCAACAUUGCCUUUGUAUUAUCUAUAUAUUUGUGCCAUGAUGUUCGACGAUGAGUGCCAAUUAUCCGCAGGGUAGUUGUCAGUCAAUAUUUCAGAAGACUAUAAAUACAUAUAUACCUAUUGUAAUUAACUAUUGUACCGUGAUUGUUUUAUUUUUUUACACGAACGUAUUUAAAUAAAAAUUACUGCGUAUACAACAUAAAAGAA
This is a messenger RNA of Metopolophium dirhodum (rose-grain aphid), 2902 nucleotides long. Its product is annotated as mucin-5AC-like. The record is from RefSeq and is a predicted model, not a curated record. NCBI's taxonomy places the organism in Eukaryota, Metazoa, Arthropoda, Insecta, Hemiptera, Aphididae. Bases 154 to 2607 code for a protein of 817 amino acids. The transcript has 6 exons.